Molecule: messenger RNA, 563 nt
Organism: Racocetra persica
Lineage: Eukaryota; Fungi; Glomeromycota; Glomeromycetes; Diversisporales; Gigasporaceae
Source: the annotation of a GenBank genome assembly
GAUUCAGCUGAUCCUCAUGCAAGUCUAUACGAUGUUGAAUAUGUGGUGACUAUAAAUGAGUGGUAUCAUAAUACUACAGGAGAAAUAUUGGCUGUCAAAAACGCUCCAAAUUAUAGGGGCGUUAAUCCCGUUCCUGAUGCUGUCCUUAUAAGUGGUUAUGGUCAAUAUACAUGUGGCGCCUCUAAAACAUGCACUUCAGUGACUCCUGCAACCUAUGUAGUCCAAAGCGGGAAAAGAUACCGUUUCCGCAUAAUUAAUACAAGUGCGGACAGUCACUUUCAUUUCUCAAUUGAUAACCAUCCGAUGACUCUUAUAGAAGUUGAUGGAACAAACAUCAAACCAGUCGUUAUCCAAAAGCUUUCAAUUAAUAUUGCACAGCGUUACUCAGUAGUAAUAAAUGCGUCUCAACCCGUUGGAAACUAUUUCAUUCGCGCUAGUGUUACCCAACAAUGUCAAUUCAACGUAAAUGCAUCAACUAUAAAUUGGAAUUCUACCAUUAAUUGGAAUGCUACCGGAAUAUUACGUUAUGAAGGUGCUAAUAAUACCAAUCCAACUACUUCCGA